Molecule: messenger RNA, 1183 nt
Organism: Truncatella angustata
Lineage: Eukaryota; Fungi; Ascomycota; Sordariomycetes; Amphisphaeriales; Sporocadaceae
Product: Alpha/Beta hydrolase protein
Exons: 1
Coding region: 162-1070 (302 amino acids)
Molecular function (GO): hydrolase activity
Source: RefSeq, a predicted model, not a curated record
AAUCACUUUCCCCCUUUUGCCCGACCAGUUUCCACCUUCAAUCAUGACUUCGGGACAGUAGGAACAACCAUAUAAGAUGAAGCGACACUGCACAGAGUAUCGAGACAUGGUAGGCACAAGGCAACAUUAUUAAACCAAACUACUCAAAAAUCAUACUUUAAAUGCCUAACAUGGUAGCAGUCUCUAUUCCCAAGGGCUUGAUCAACCUCGCCGGCCUGCUCUUCAAGCCAUCCACACCUUCCGCCAAGUCACCUGCUCUUGUGGUUGUCCACCCGGGGGGUGGUGUAAAGGAGCAAACAGCAAGCCUAUACGCCAAGAAGCUCUCCGAGCAGGGUUUCGUCGCAAUCGCGUACGACGCCUCCAACCAAGGCGAGAGCGGCGGCGAGGCCCAUCACCUUGAAGAUCCCAACCAGCGCACGAGCGAUGUCUGGGCCGUGGUGGACUAUCUGGAAUCUCUGGACUUCGUUGAUGCCUCCCGCAUAUCCGCGCUGGGCAUCUGCGCCGGGGGUGGCUAUGCCGUAGCCGCCACGAAAGCCGACCACCGCAUCCAGGCAGUGGCCACCGUCAGCAUGGUCAACAUCGGCGACUCGGUCCGCCACGGAUGGCUGGGAAAUGAAAACCCAUCAAAGCAUGAACCCACACUUAAGCAGAUCGCGCAACAAAUAAGGGCCGAAAACAAGGGGGCUGAGCCAGCCUGCGGCCCGUACGUGCCGCCCAAUAUUGACGAAACAACCACGCAUGACAUGGCCCAGGCGCAUGAGUACUACCGUACACCGCGAGCGCAGCACCCCCGUUCAGAAAACAGGAUGCUGCUCCGAAGCCUGCCACUGUUGCUAAACUACGACGCUUUUCACCUUGCCGAUCUGUACCUGAAGCAGCCUGUGCUCAUGGUUGUUGGAGAAAACGCCGAGUCCAAAUGGAAUAGCGAUAAGCUUCACAAGAUACUUGGCGGCUCGAGUAAGCUGAUCAGUAUCCCAAAAGGUGGGCACAUGGAUUUGUACGAUAAAGAGCCGUUUGUAGGUGUGGCAGUCGAGAAGAUUGUAGAGUUCUUGAACCCUAAAACGGUUUAGUUGCUCGAUUUAAUUGCAUGUACGGCAAGGAAACAGUAUUCAAUCAUUAAAAAAUAAACAAUAAACAAGAUCACGUGCGAUACGAUAAAUAUAUAAAUAUUGAUGGGCUUUAG